This is a messenger RNA of Cynara cardunculus var. scolymus (artichoke), 1721 nucleotides long. RefSeq names its product transcription factor PIF1-like. Gene Ontology annotation, cellular component: nucleus. The coding region runs from base 259 to 1383 and encodes 374 amino acids. Gene Ontology annotation, molecular function: protein dimerization activity. The transcript is spliced from 10 exons. NCBI's taxonomy places the organism in Eukaryota, Viridiplantae, Streptophyta, Magnoliopsida, Asterales, Asteraceae. The record is from RefSeq and is a predicted model, not a curated record.
AAGAAAACACACCUUAUCAUCUGGUUCGACUUCAGCUGCAUACUCACAUUAAAAUCAACUCAUCCCCAAAUGAGUCUCAUCAUUUUCAUGAAUAAAGUAUCCACAAUUCUCGUGAAUUUUUCUGCAAUCGCCAUAGCAGAUGAGAGUUUUUAGGUAAUCCAACAAAAAACUGUAAAUGACGGUGGAGCUGUUCAUUAAAAGGAGGAGCUCGAUUGAAUUUUUGAAUUUUUAUUUCGAUUGGUACGGGAAGAGUUUCAGAUGAUGAAUCAUAUUGUUCCUGAUUUUGAAGCGGACGAGGAUUACUUAAUUCCGGAGAUGCCUAAGAAAUCAACAAUGGGUGGAGAUGAAGAUAUCAUGGAGCUACUAUGGCAGAAUGGUCAGGUGGUGAUGCAGAGCCAAAACCAGAGAUCCGUGGGGAACAAGAAGCCGGAGAUUAGGACAUCAAUGGCGAAUCGAGAGAUCCGAUCGUCCGUUGUUGAAGAAGAAACAGGACCUUCUGAUUUGUUCAUGCAAGAAGACGAGAUGUCCUCUUGGCUUCAUUACCCUAUGGAUGAGAAUUCCUUAGAAGGCUGUUUAUACAGUGGCUCAGGAGCAAGCGCCAGUGUGGAGCCUUCGUCUCAAAAGCCGCCGCCGACAACUGAUGAUCGGAAGCGGAAAGGCAGAGAUACCGACGACACAGAAUGUCACAGUGAGGAUGUCGAGUUUGAGUAUACCGAUGCAAAGAAGCAAUCGCAUGGGGCAACCUCCACCAAGAGAUCCCGUGCUGCUGAGGUCCAUAAUCUCUCUGAGCGGAGACGUCGAGAUAGGAUUAAUGAAAAGAUGAAGGCCUUGCAAGAACUAAUACCCCGAUGCAAUAAGUCUGACAAAGCUUCAAUGCUGGAUGAAGCAAUCGAGUACUUGAAGUCGCUUCAAAUGCAAGUGCAGAUGAUGUCAAUGGGAUGCAGCAUGGUUCCGAUGAUGUUCCCUGGUGUCCAGCAAUACAUGUCGCCAAUGGCUAUGGGAAUGGGGAUGAACCAUGCCAUGGUUCCAUAUCCCUCCAUUCUUCCAGGCUCAUCACUACCCAAUCCAGCGGCGGCGGUGGCGGCUGCAGCGGCGACUCAGCUAGGUCCACGGUUCCCAGUUCCGGGAUUUAACAUGCCACCACCUGUUACCAUCACGGGUGGUCCUGCAGCAAGUCAAGCAGCCAAUCUGUCGGCUCCGAUGAUGAGCUCCUUUCCUUCACAUAAUCAAAACCAACCACAAGCCCCCAAUUUCUCAGAUCCUUUUCAACAGUACCUUGGUCUCCAUCCAACUCAAAUACCGCUUCCUCAGAAUCAAGGAGGCAUGCCCCCCAUUGCAACUAAGCCAAGCAGCAGUAAAGAUCCUACCAACCAAUCUGGUUGAUUUUGAAGGAGGAAAGAGGCAUUGUUAGCCAACUAAAUUUUGUAGGGUUAAAGAAAUGUUGUGCAAGUAAUUAUACAGAUGAUAAAUUAGGGUUUUCUUUAUAUCAUAAGACUGUAGUUUAGACUUAGAGUGAUGAAUGAAAGGGUCUUUGUAUAGGAAAUGUUUUGCUUUUUAUUUUCUUGUUACAGGAGUUUUUAAGUUCUCCAUGGUCAUUCUAAUUAAUGACCAUACCAAACUAAAUGAUGUCCAUUGCAAUUGUUGGGCCAUUCAUAGUUUGGAGGUUUUUGUAUACUUCUUUUAAGUUAUUAUUGUUCUUGUUUUUAUGUAAUAACUUUGGU